CUACAUUUGCAUUGAACUCUUUUAGGGUUGUUAUCUUCUUCUUCUUCUUCUCCAAUUCAAAAGCUGCAGUAGCUAAGACUAACGUAUCUCUAGCUAAGGGCCAAUCACAGUCAACUUUCUAUACAAAACUACAACCUGCUUCUUCAAUUCAAGUACCUUCUAAGACCCAAAAGGAAUGGCGACAGCUGCUCAAUUGACGACUGCAUCGUCUAUUAUUUCGCCCUCAAACUCAUUUGAGAGGCUUAGGGCAUCGAGAGUGAAGCUCACUUCCUUUGCACCAUUGAGGCAAGGUGCUCCUUUCCGCAGCCUUAUCGUGAAAGCUGCCACUGUUGUUGCCCCGAAGUACAGUUCCAUCAAGCCAUUGGGUGAUAGAGUGCUGGUCAAGAUCAAGAUUGCAGAAGAGAAAAGCGUAGGAGGUAUCUUACUUCCAAUGACAGCACAAACAAAACCUCAAGGAGGCGAGGUUGUUGCUGUUGGAGAGGGUAAGACAAUAGAAAAGAAUAAGGUGGACAUCAGUGUGAAGACUGGUGCUCAGGUGGUAUAUUCCAAGUAUGCUGGGACUGAGGUGGAGUUCAAUGGUUCAAAUCAUCUCAUACUGAAAGAGGACGACAUUGUUGGUAUUCUUGAGACAGAUGAUGUGAAAGAUUUGAAGCCCUUGAAUGAUAGAGUUUUGAUCAAGGUCGCAGAGGUUGAGGAAAAAACUGCUGGAGGCUUGUUGCUGACAGGGGCAAGCAAGGAGAAGCCUUCCAUUGGCACAGUGAUUGCUGUAGGGCCUGGUCCUCUGGACGAGGAAGGCAACAGGAAACCACUGUCUGUCACUCCUGGAAACACAGUUUUGUUCUCCAAGUAUGCAGGAAAUGAUUUCAAGGGCAGUGAUGGGGCAGAUUACAUAGCUCUCAGGGCAUCUGAUGUGAUGGCUGUGCUUUCUUAAUUCUGCACCCAUAUGUGUUUGUGUUUUUUGUUCAAUCACUAGUUUUUCCAGCAAAUUCCUCACAAGAUAUGACGAUAUCACUGUGAUCACACCUUAAAUAUGUCCACAGCAACUAUAUUUUUGUAGCCAACUGUAAUAGUCUUUUAUUCUUUGCUGUUUC
This is a messenger RNA of Cornus florida, 1091 nucleotides long. Its product is annotated as 20 kDa chaperonin, chloroplastic-like. Bases 176 to 931 code for a protein of 251 amino acids. Gene Ontology annotation, biological process: positive regulation of superoxide dismutase activity. The transcript has 6 exons. Gene Ontology annotation, molecular function: transition metal ion binding; ATP binding; protein-folding chaperone binding. Gene Ontology annotation, cellular component: mitochondrial matrix; chloroplast. The record is from RefSeq and is a predicted model, not a curated record. NCBI's taxonomy places the organism in Eukaryota, Viridiplantae, Streptophyta, Magnoliopsida, Cornales, Cornaceae.